Messenger RNA from Auxenochlorella protothecoides, 954 nucleotides. RefSeq lists its product as uncharacterized. Bases 1 to 954 code for a protein of 317 amino acids. Lineage: Eukaryota; Viridiplantae; Chlorophyta; Trebouxiophyceae; Chlorellales; Chlorellaceae. The record is from RefSeq and is a predicted model, not a curated record. The transcript is spliced from 7 exons.
AUGCAUAGGUUUUUGUUGCCGGAGCCACUGGGAGAUUGGGAGCGCGCAUCGUGCGUCGUGUCGGCUGCAAGGUCCACGGGCAACGACGCCCGCUCCAUUGACGGCGAGGGAACCGUCAGACUGGUCCAGGCUGCGGCCGAGGCAGGAGUCGGCAAAUUCACCCUGGUGUCUUCGGCAGGUGUAGGCUCCGGAGGCUUCCUUGCAGGCAAUGCUCUGACAUUCAAGAAACUGGCAGAGGAUGCCCUGCAGCGCUCAGGGCUCGACUACACGAUCAUCCGUCCAGGUAACUUGGAGGAUGCUGGGGACGACUACAAGCUGGAGAACAACGUGAGAAUUUCUGACUCCCGCAGUGCCCUCGGGAAGAAGGUCUCCCGCCUGCAGGUGGCAGAGGUGGUGGCAGCCAGCAUCGACAUCUCUGCCUCCAGUAAUAAGGUACUCGAGGUGGAUGCCGCACGGGAUGCCCCCAAGGAGGACAUCCGGUCGCUGCUGGCAGCUCUGGAUGAGGGCCGCGUGGCAGCCAAGGUACGGUCAUUUGUCAAGGAAGAUCAGGCCGCAGAGAAGGAGGCCGCGGCUUCGAAGGCUGCUGAGCUGGCGGAGCGCCAGAAGGAGAGUGCUGCUGCUGCGUUGGCAGAUGCACGCAAGAAGGCCGAGCAGGAGGCGGCAGAGGAGCGAGAGCGAGAGCGAGCCAGGGCUGCCCAGGCUGAGGCAGACGCGAAGGAGGAGAGGAAGGCGGAGGCUGCUGCUGCCGCGCAGCAACAGGAGAGGGAGGCAAAGACAGCCGAAGCCAGCAGGGCUACCUCGACAAAUGGCGCUGCAGCGGCGGCCAAGGAGCCAGCCCGGCAGAAGACGUCUGAGUCGGGGGCGGCCUCCACUCAGGGUGGUGGCAGCAAGGAGGAGAUCAAGAAGGUGCAGGACAUGAUCAAGAAGUGGAAGCAGCGGGCGGGACGCGCCUGA